Molecule: messenger RNA, 348 nt
Organism: Balaenoptera acutorostrata (minke whale)
Lineage: Eukaryota; Metazoa; Chordata; Mammalia; Artiodactyla; Balaenopteridae
Product: seminal plasma protein PDC-109-like
Exons: 3
Coding region: 1-348 (115 amino acids)
Cellular component (GO): cell surface
Molecular function (GO): heparin binding
Source: RefSeq, a predicted model, not a curated record
AUGGCACUGCGUUUGGGGAUCUUUCUGAUUUGGGCUGGCGCGUCUGUAUUUCUACAACUGGACCCUGUGAAUGGAGGUGAUGGAUGUGUUUUCCCAUUCAUCUAUGGAGGGAAAACGUAUUUUGAUUGCGCUGUCCGUGCUUCCAUAUUCCGUUGCUGUGCUCUAAAUGCGGAUUAUAUAGGAAGAUGGAAAAACUGUACUAGGAAAGACCAUGCCAAACGUACCUUUCCCUUUAUCUAUCGAGGCAAAAUAUACGAAAGUUGCACAAAAACUGGGAGUAUUUUUUGGAGGCGUUGGUGCUCACUCUCUCCAAACUUUGACCAGGAUAGAGCUUGGAGGUAUUGCUAG